AUGUCAUCAUCUACCGCAAAGCUAUAUCCUCCCUCAAAGGAAGUCUCCUCCACAGCUCCCACCAAUCCUUUCCCUACUCUCCUCCAAACCCCAUCAGGCCUAGCCAUACUCGAGCUCCAAGGCACCAUCAAUCUCCCUCAAGAUUCCAAUGGGGAGACUCUAAAAGAUGUUGAGGCCGGCAGACUAGAGUUCCCAGACUAUUCACCAGACGCCAUCGGCACUGCCUGGAUGCAGCGAGUCCAUUUAUAUAUCGGGCAGCAUCAACGCCUGCAUGGCGAGGUGAAGAAGCUUCCCAAGGCGCUUGCCGUGGUGAGAAAACGCCAGAAUAAAGAGCUGCAGAGCUCUGCUGGGCCUUAUAUGGAGCAAGGAGAUAACCUGGAGGUGGUUGAGAUUGUCAAGUACAAGCUCAUGUUUACAACUCGGCCAGAACCUGUCGGAACAGCCCAUGCACCAGCUUCAUGA
Messenger RNA from Trichoderma gamsii, 462 nucleotides. RefSeq lists its product as hypothetical. Gene Ontology annotation, cellular component: Ctf18 RFC-like complex. Bases 1 to 462 code for a protein of 153 amino acids. Gene Ontology annotation, biological process: mitotic sister chromatid cohesion. The transcript has a single exon. Lineage: Eukaryota; Fungi; Ascomycota; Sordariomycetes; Hypocreales; Hypocreaceae. The record is from RefSeq and is a predicted model, not a curated record.